This is a messenger RNA of Dioszegia hungarica, 720 nucleotides long. Its product is annotated as trimeric LpxA-like protein. Gene Ontology annotation, molecular function: UDP-N-acetylglucosamine diphosphorylase activity; glucosamine-1-phosphate N-acetyltransferase activity. NCBI's taxonomy places the organism in Eukaryota, Fungi, Basidiomycota, Tremellomycetes, Tremellales, Bulleribasidiaceae. Gene Ontology annotation, biological process: UDP-N-acetylglucosamine biosynthetic process. The transcript has a single exon. The coding region runs from base 1 to 720 and encodes 239 amino acids. The record is from RefSeq and is a predicted model, not a curated record.
AUGGAUCUGGGCCGGGCGGAGAGGGUCAUGCGAGGUCGGCUGGUGGGCCAGCAUCAAGCGGGAGGAGUGACGUUCCUAGACCCCGAGCGAGUGUUCCUCGGGAUGGACGUCAGUCUCGGCCAAGACGUCACGAUCGGCCUCGACGUUGCUCUGCACUGCAGCACCACCAUCGCCGACAAUGUGACUAUCGACGGGCCUACAAUCAUCAUCGACAGCCAAAUCGCUUCCGACGUCCGCAUCGCCCACUUUUCACACCUCGAGCGAACGCGAGUGGCGACAGGUGCCGGGGUCGGUCCUUACGCCCGCGUACGAGCGAACGCGACCCUUGGCGCUGGGUCGUACGUGGGCAACUUUGUCGAAGUCAAGAGUAGCACCCUCGCAGACGGCGCCAAGGUCGGUCAUCUCAGCUUCAUAGGAGAUGCACAACUCGGCGCCAGAGCGAAUAUCGGUGGCGGCACGAUCACGUGCAACUAUGACAGCGUCAACAAGCAUCAGACCGCCAUUGGGGCUGGGGCGUUUGUGGGGUCCAACAAUACGCUGGUGGCGCCUGUCAAGGUGGGAGAAGGGAGCUUUACUGCUGCAGGGAGUACGAUUACCAAGGAUGUGGAGCCCGGGGAUCUGGCGUUUGGCAGGGCGAGGCAGGCGGUGGUCGAGUGUGGGGGGAAAGCGUUGAGAGAGCGACUUCUUCGUGAGAAGGCAGCGAAGGAUCCGAUAUGCUGA